UGCGCAGGUACCUGCGCAUGUGACAACAGAGACAGAGUGAAUGUUGGUUUUUCUCUGUUUCAUAUCUCUCUAAAUUUCUCUUUAUUUUAUUUUAUUUUUUUGAGUAAAAUGCCUCCAAAGGGUAAAGGUGGUAAAGGUGAGAAAGGAGCAGCUGCAAAAAGCGCAGACGUGGAUAAGAAAGACAAAACAGCUAAAGGAGGCACCGCUGUGAAGGUUCGACACAUCCUUUGUGAAAAACAUGGAAAAUGUAUGGAGGCAAUGGAGAAGCUGAAGGCUGGCGUCCGUUUCAGUGAAGUGGCCUCACAGUUCAGUGAAGACAAAGCAAGACAAGGAGGUGAUCUGGGAUGGAUGACGCGUGGAUCGAUGGUUGGACCUUUCCAGGAGGCAGCAUUUGCCCUGCCUAUCAGCUCCAUGGAUAAACCUGUCUACACAGACCCUCCUGUCAAGACUAAGCAUGGCUACCACAUAAUUUUGGUUGAGGGGAAAAAGUGAUUCAACGGUGGAUAUUGGAACGCAGAUUCUGUAUUUUCAAAUGAUGUUUUCUGAUUUUCUUCUCUCUACAUUUUGCUAAAUGUUAAAUAGGGAUAAUGAUUUAAAAUAAACGUGUGUAAUUCUGCCAGUUUUUCUUUUGCGAAAUGUACAUUAGUGCACAGACAACUCACACAACUACCUGGGGUUUUCUUUUCUGUUUUGAUAAUGUUUGCGGAACUUAAACCACAAAUGGGCAAAUAAAUUAAUUUUCACUCA
This is a messenger RNA of Limanda limanda (common dab), 747 nucleotides long. It is a transcript of the gene pin4, whose product is annotated as protein (peptidylprolyl cis/trans isomerase) NIMA-interacting, 4 (parvulin). Gene Ontology annotation, molecular function: DNA binding; peptidyl-prolyl cis-trans isomerase activity. The transcript is spliced from 4 exons. Gene Ontology annotation, biological process: rRNA processing. The record is from RefSeq and is a predicted model, not a curated record. The coding region runs from base 109 to 492 and encodes 127 amino acids. NCBI's taxonomy places the organism in Eukaryota, Metazoa, Chordata, Actinopteri, Pleuronectiformes, Pleuronectidae.